AUGACAACACCAGGCCCCCCUCCCCUCACGGGCAUCAAAGUCCUCGAAUUCGCAGGCCUCGCACCCGGCCCCUUCGCAGGCAUGCUCCUCGCCGACGCAGGCGCCUCCGUAAUCCGCAUCGACCGCGCCUCCGACACGCGCUCCCUACCAACCUCCGACUCCCUCACCCGGCACAAGGCCUCCAUAGCCGUAGACCUCAAGUCCCCCCACGGAACCUCCUUCAUAAAAGAACUAGUCGCCCAAGGCGCCGACGUGCUCAUCGACCCCUUCCGUCCAGGUGUCCUCGAGAAACUCGGCCUCGGACCCGACGUCCUCCUCAGAAUCAACCCCCGCCUGAUAUACGGCCGUCUAACAGGGUACAGACGGGACGGGAAAUACGCAAACAUGGCCGGCCACGACAUAAAUUACAUUGCUGUCUCCGGCGCGCUCAGCCUGCUCGGCCGUGCGGACGACACGCCGCACCCGCCGACGAAUAUCCUCGCUGACUUUGCUGGCGGGGGUGCGAAUCUCUUCCAGGGGAUUUUACUGGCUUUGCUUGCGAGACAGACUUCCGGAAAGGGACAGGUCGUGGAGGCGAACAUGGUGGAUGGGUCAGCAUAUCUCGCUACGUUUACGAGGUUUGGUCUGAAAUCAGGGAUGGGGGCUCGCGGUCGUGGAAGGAACUUAUUAGACGGCGGGUGUCCUUAUUACGAGACGUAUGAAACCAAGGACGGGAAGUACUUCUCCGUAGGGGCUCUGGAGCCCCAAUUCUUCAGAGAACUCAUCAAGGGAUUGGGCCUUCUGGAUCAGGGGCUCGAGGAGAAGCGGUUCGACUUUGACGAGUGGCCUGGCAUGCGGGCCCUUUUCAAAGACACGUUCAAGCAGAAGACACGAGCGGAGUGGGAGGCUAUCUUCGACGGCACGGACGCGUGUGCCGCUCCGGUGCUGGACUACGAUGAAUUAGAGAACGACACUGCGAGGGAGGGGGAUCAGCGUCCGUCAGUGACGUUACGCGGGACUCCGUGUUUGGCGAUAAAACAGCGGCCAGAGGGACAAGCUGAUCCUGUUAUGCACGGACAGGGACAAGGCGUUGCUGGAGAUGGAUAUGAAGGCGGGACAUUGGCGCCGGGGGAUGGUGGUGACGACAUGUUGGAGAAGUGGCUCGGUUGGAAAAGAGGGAGGGAAUAUGAUGUGCAGAAGGGUGCUUAUGUAUUGACAAGAGGAGUGUCGAAGCUGUAA
Pochonia chlamydosporia 170 is the source of this 1218-nucleotide messenger RNA. RefSeq names its product CoA-transferase family III. The transcript has a single exon. NCBI's taxonomy places the organism in Eukaryota, Fungi, Ascomycota, Sordariomycetes, Hypocreales, Clavicipitaceae. Gene Ontology annotation, molecular function: catalytic activity. The record is from RefSeq and is a predicted model, not a curated record. Bases 1 to 1218 code for a protein of 405 amino acids.